AAGACCAUCAGCCUCAGGCGCCCGAUGAGUGGCAGUAGAAAGAGGCCCACCUGUACAGUGCCCGCGGAACAUUCGCAGGCUAGACAGGCGGCCGAGGAUAACUGUGCCAAUAAAGAGCGACCGCCUUCGAUUUACUGAUAAGCCUCUCAACAAAACGAAGCCCACACGAAGCUCCAUCUAUUCUGAUCAGUUGUGCCGAAUACUUUGGAAGAAACGAACGUGUAGCUGCUGAGAAAAUACAAAGGCAGAUCAAAGAAUCGGAGGUGUACAUACUAUAUAGUGCAGCUAUACUAAACAUAGCUAGAAGUCAUUUUCUUAUAGUCAUUUUCAAGGAAACAGAAAAAAUGGAAAGUUUCUGGCUGGAGGUAAAAUCGCUGCUAAAGACCCUGCUCUGCUUUGUGAUUGCUUUGAUGCUGAUGCCUCUGUUGCUGUUAUCGUUUCUCUGCGCACACUUCACCAACGAACUAUCCAACUAUGUGCUGAGCAUCAAGUACCCGAACCUUACCAUCUCAAAGUCCAAGAAGAUCCGGACCUUAAUCGACACGCCGAAGAAUGCGGGCGUAUUUCACUUUUUGCUUCAAGUGGAGGGAAAUUGUGACUUCGAGAAAAUCAAGAUGUCCUAUGCCCAAUAUCUAACUGAUCUAAGAGACAAAACUGGGAUGCUAAGGUUUCCCAAGCUGCGUCAAAAACUCGUCCCUUGUUGGGGGCAUUAUGCGUGGGUUAAUGAUAGCAGUGGCUUCAACAUCAACAAUCACGUGCUGCUUAGUACCCACAAAUACCGAGGACGUCCAGUCACAGAAUCCAAUAUUCAGGAUUAUGUCAGCGAACUGGCUACCAAGUAUAUACCCUCAGAUCUUCCGCAAUGGCAAGUGAUUGUAAUUCCCAACUCGGACAACACUCAACCCUAUUAUAUACUUAUCAAACUGCAUCAUCUGAUAAUUGCCGAAGAGGAAGACUUGCACGUGAGUGAGAUGCUUCUCCUCCAGGAUCCGCACAAGAAAACCCUGAUGACUCUGAACGACGGAUUGGGUCCGAGUUCGAAUCAACAACUGUCUCAUUUCGUACGAAAACCCGAACACAUCAGCAGACUGAUAAGUCACAUAAUGCAUCUUGUCAUCUGCCGUUGGCAGAAAUUCAUCUACGAAUUUGAAUCUCUCGAAACUCCCGACGGCUCUUCGUCUAGUGUUCAAGUUAAAAACCUCAGUCAGUUGGCUUCUUUGGUUUUAAUUGUCCUAGUAAAUGUGAUUUUGGGCUUUAUCAGGAGUCGUUCUGUGCUAAGGAAACUUAAAAAACGUUCAGUUACUUACCGAAACGAAGUGGGUCGCUUUCAAACAAUACGUUUGCUAUUGAAUAAGGAGUUAGAGCAAAGAAAUCUCAGUUGGUGGGUGGCCAGAACGGCCAUAUAUCACAGCUUGCAGCCAACUAAUUUGGCCAAAGUUUGGACCCGAUUUCUUUGGCGCUUAAAUCUCAACCAUGUUUUGCUUUUACCCUAUCACAUUUACUGUGAGUUUUUGGCCUUUGGUGAUGUCUUAAUUAAAGGACAAACUUCCUAUACUUCAACCUAUUGUGCUAGACUUCAUUUAUAUGUACCCCUCGUACUUUAUGCCCAAUUAGAGUUUUUCAAAAUUCUCUGGGAGCUUUUUCAGGCCCCAAGAAACAUUUACGAAGUACUUUUUGAGCAGCCCACAAAGGAGUUAAACAUACUUCAUAAGAAAUCAUAUGCAGGCAGGAAAAUCGUAUCCUUUGGGCGUUCUUUGAAUGGCGCCCAGCUUAGGAGUCGCAAUCUGGGUAAAUUUAAUAACGAUCUCAGGGAAUCAGAUUUUAGUUUAACUUGCCUAGCAGGCGCUGUUCACGAUUACUUUGACACUUUCUCGGGAGAUAUGAAUGUACCUAGCUUCUUAAACACCACUUGCAGGACCAUAGAUAAAGGGUACUUCACAGAUCGCAGUGGAGAUAAAUCGAAAAAUAUUGGGGGCGUGGUCUUCCUGCAAUUGCCCUUAAGAAAACCCGAUGCGAAUCAUGUAAAAGAGUUACAUCAAAUUGUUGAAAGGAUCAGAAAGCAACAGAUCAUGAUAUAUUUAGCUUCGAUUGGUCAGACAAAGUAUAGCCUUCUCACAUCCCUCUUACCCCAUGUUAUCACAAAAAUUUUUAUCAAUUUUUUCUCGUACAACUUCCCCAUCACAAUCACUGAGAUCUAUGGAGAUACGGAUGAAUUUCAGUCGGCUUGGGGACAAAAGGUUCAGGAUGUCCUUCUCUUUCGACCUCCUCAAUCAAAGACCUGCCUUUCCUUAAAUCUGCAUCGCUUUGGUGACAAGUAUAGAUUGGCUGUAAUGGCGGAUACUCAUCUGGCACCGGAUCACACAAUCAUAACAAGGUCGUUUGAACAAUACAUGGAAACAAUCACUCUCUAACUAGAAAUAAUCUUCUCCUACUUUUUCGGGGAAUGGGAAUAUAUAUUCAUAACGUACACAAAAAAAAACUAUUUAUCCAACAUUUAAUUUUGUAAGAAUUAAUUUUUGUACUCUUCAAAAAUACAUAUA
Drosophila elegans is the source of this 2540-nucleotide messenger RNA. RefSeq lists its product as uncharacterized. Gene Ontology annotation, biological process: triglyceride biosynthetic process. Lineage: Eukaryota; Metazoa; Arthropoda; Insecta; Diptera; Drosophilidae. The transcript has 5 exons. Gene Ontology annotation, cellular component: plasma membrane. The coding region runs from base 345 to 2411 and encodes 688 amino acids. Gene Ontology annotation, molecular function: long-chain-alcohol O-fatty-acyltransferase activity; diacylglycerol O-acyltransferase activity. The record is from RefSeq and is a predicted model, not a curated record.